Molecule: messenger RNA, 18494 nt
Organism: Synchiropus splendidus (mandarinfish)
Lineage: Eukaryota; Metazoa; Chordata; Actinopteri; Syngnathiformes; Callionymidae
Product: protein phosphatase 1 regulatory subunit 29-like
Exons: 8
Coding region: 3909-6791 (960 amino acids)
Cellular component (GO): plasma membrane
Molecular function (GO): protein binding
Source: RefSeq, a predicted model, not a curated record
GACGCCUUCUCUCUUUCCUGAACAUGUUGCUCGGUUCAAAUCCAAUCUCUCUGCGUCCUUUUGGAUCAGUGGAGUUGAUGACUCAGCUUCAACUGGGGAAGUCGAGUGGGACUCUUUAGCGACAGUGCUGUCAUAGUUGCCUUCAAAAAGUCAUCUGAUUACUGAAAAGGUAAACAGCGACUUUACUGAAUAGCUGACUUUGAAAGCGGCCUCUUGCCGCGACAUAAAAAUGCUAGCCAGUUUUGUAUACGCAUUUUAGAAUUCAAAUUUGAAGCAGUGUUUUAAAUCUCACAAAAAAAAAACAACCAAAAAACUGUUUUUGGUGAAAAAUAAAUACACAAAAACGCUGGAUGUGGAGCACAGUUGUUUUACAUUUUACCACCAGAAACCAUGGGGGGCAGUGUUGCUGUUACUACCCGAUAUGUUGACAGAGGAAGAAGACAUAACAUGAUGGUAAUUCUUGCCAUAUAUUUAGUGGCCUCACCGACCACCGCCUCCUACAACGCUGCCUCCGUUUCGUCUAGAGCUAGGGUCCUUUUUGAUCUCGGGGCCCACCUUUCGCAGAGCAAAUGGACCCAGGGCCAAUGGAACUGAUUCAUGACUCUCGAAUUCAUUUGUGAUAAUAACCACAUUUAAUGUACUUAUACGUAAACAAACCAAAACCUUGUAAAGUGACAUGAAACCAUGUGAUCAUUGCAAAGAUAUGUAUUUGUCAUCGAAAAGUCCAACCAGCAGCAGAACCAGGUGCAUGUCAUAUUCAUUUACAAAUUUUACUAAAGAAAAAAAAAGAGAAAAAAUACACUUGAUGCAAACUGGAAAAAAUAAAAAACAUGGGGAAAAAAAUAAAAUAAAAAAAAAUAAAAUUCUAAAUACAAUGAAUAUGAUCAAACCAUGUCUAAAUAUCGUAAAAUAAAAGUAAUAUAUUUUAUUUAAACUCCAAAAAGUAAAGUAUAAAUGGAAGUAUCGCCAUAACAACAGUUUUUGCUGUUGGGGGCGCUAUCAAUUUAGUCAGUUCAAUGACACACUACUGCCACCAUAUGUGGCAAGUGUAUGAAAGCUGAGCGUCUCGCCGCUCUCACGGUCCGAAAGUGUCAAGCAAAGAAGACUUUUAGCAGCCCUCCAGGAGGCGCUCACGGCCCAACCAUGGACCCCAGCCCUAUGGCUAAGAAUCAGUGGUCUAGAGGUACAUUAUCAAUCCACAGUCGCCAUGUUGGUCUUGUUGUCAUAAAUUAUUGACGCUGCCCUGGUGGACAUAUUGGGCUGCAGCAAUACCAUAUUAAAGAAAAGGGAGGGUACAAUUUCAUAUAUAAAGGGAGCAUCUCUCCCCAACAUUCUAUUGUUGUGUACAUGUAUGUCACUGGCACGUGCACUGAGAUGCGAUGGAAGAGAACGACAUGACAUUUUUAUAGGGGGUAAAAGACAUAAACAGUAAUAUACAGUGACUACAAUCUGGCUUUUGAAGAAGUACUGAUACAAGAGCGACACAUGAACAUACCGUAUCAGUGGUCAAGGACGUACAGUACGUUUGCUUUACUAAUGUAACUCACCAGCUUAAUGAAAAAUCUCCCUGCCAUUAGAAUGACAUGAGUAAAUCUCCCUCAGGCGUCCAUGUGCGUAUCCAUGCGUGCAGAUGCUGAUGGUGACAUUUGAAGCUGGAAGCAAACGUGAGCUUGAGGGAUUGAUUCCAGGUCGUGACGGAUUCACAGGAAUCGAAUGACCUUAGGUGCGUAUCUGUGGGUCCGAGUCAACACCAGUGGAGAAGAAUCUGCAGCGAGUCUCGCGGCUCGGACUCGCACCGAAUAUCUACUGAGGUUAUUGAAGUGUGGCUCGGGAUGUGAAGUCUAAUGAGCCAAGUUGGUCACCACGCGUGGCGUGAACUUUUGUAACAUCAACGUUCCUCAUUAAAGAUAAUCCCCAGCAGAAAGUGUCGCUGGGCUGAUUUUAUUUCCUGCUAAUAUUUACCUGCAGGGACGAGCCCAUCGCACUGCGGCUCAUUAACCGUCGGGGAAAAAUUAAAAAAAGUCCCGCUUGAGUCGCGGUCAGUGGCUUCUGCUUCAGCAUCCAGCGAGUUGCAAAGGUCAAAUACAAUUUAAAAAUAUUAUUUCUGUCUAUUCAGCUGUAAAUAAGAUGAAAGCCAAGGACAAAAAGUAACUGCCAUGUCGCCUCUUCAGUAUAGUAUGAAUGAGAGAAUAGUUAAGAGGCAGAAAUGAAAGAGCUUUAUUUUGUUUUUAAAGAACUGUGCAAUUUUUAAUUGACAUUUGUGUAGAUAAGAAUUAUUCAUUGUUGUGUUUGAAAAAAAAAAAAAAAAAACAGGAGAAGAACCUGGAAUGAAGCGGCAAAACCCAAUUUUAUGCCGAAUAAUGGCCGGAAAAAUGAGCACUGUAUUCAGCCAUAAUCACCGAGAGAUGAGGACAAUAAAAUGCAGAUGAGGACAAUAAAACAAUGAAGCGCAUAAUAAAAGUCAGAGAGAGAAAACAAAAACAAGGAUUAAAUUGUGCAGCCGCAGCAAUUAAAGCACAUUAGAACAACAACUGUGGCGUUGAGUUGGACUGGAGCGACUGUGAACCUGCGACUGUGCAGUGAACCUGCGACUGCAGGUUUGGGAGCGAGGUGAAAUAUGCCAGGGGUUUAAAGUGCUUUAUGGUGUUAAUGCAAGCUCUCCAAAACUUCUACCGAUGUUUAAAGACCAUGUUUCAAUUUGAAAAACAGUGAAAUAUAGCGGUGAAAUAUGUGGUAACUGGAAAAGCACUACACCAAGCAACACAGUGCACCACUCAUCCUCAUGGAAAUGAAAAUGAAAAAACUAAAUCCUGGGUACAAAUGCCAGUCGAGCACAGAUGGCUAUAAUGUUCCUCAAUGUUUAAGAAUCCUUCAAAAAAAUUCCUGGAUCCAGAUGGAGAUCCGGAUCACUCCCAAAGUUUCAUCAUUUGUUCCUUGAUCUCUUUCACUUGUUUGCUGAAAAUUUCAUCCACAUGUUUCUGUAACUUGUCAGGUUAUUGUGAACUCAGACAAACCAAUGCUGUUGAAAACAUAACCUCGGCGAUGGAGGUGAAAAUCUACACUGAUUUAAAGUUCAUGAUUAAAAAUGAAGCUCCUGUUGUCAUGACUCUGCUCCUGUUUUGUCCCUUGAGUCAUGUUUUGGUUUCUUCCGCCUCCCUUCCUGUUCUUCUGGCACACGGCUGGAGCCAAUGAACCCCUAAUCACCUAAGUACUUAAGCACCUGGACUCCAGCUACAUGUGCCAGAUCGUGUCUUCUAGUUUCCUGGACUCUCUUCUUUGUGCCCACGAGAUCGUCUCCCAUUGUUUCCCUAUGGACUUCAUGGAGUUUCAGUGACGCUCCUGUGGAUCCUUGUUUGAACCACAGGACCUGAAUUGACCAACUGAAUCAUCUGCCCGUGUCACGCGCCUCAAGUUCUGCUAAAGAAUAUAGGACUAAGACGGCGAAGAGGCCUCGGAGCCCUGGGGGCCUGGCUGACUCCUUCGACGGGGUGGAUUUCUGUCUAUUUUCCGUGGAGUUCUUUCGAUGCGCUCCACUCCAGGCAAGCUGUGAAGCCACGCUUCCUUUUCUCCUCACGUCCCGUGAAGGACCGAUUUGCUGGCAGCCCAGAGAUCGUCUGAUGACUGUCGUCUCAAGGUGUUGCGUCGAGAGCGUUCUCUGCCCUGCAGUCAGGACGGACUUCUGUCAGAGGCCAUGAGAACUCGCUGGGCGAACAAUUCCCAAAAGCGCUUGACGUGGAUUUCUUAGGAUGGGAGCGGACUUGUCUGCCGUGCUGCUAGCUCGCCUGUUGUGAUUACGUUGUCUCGUUUUUUUCACGAGCUUGAACUCGGCGCUCUGGACUUUUGCUGUCCCUUUGGAUUUUAAAUCUUGGUUGCUGCACCUGCGAAGGUGUCGUCUUUACACCCACACCAUGGCCCUCCCUUUCUCCACCUGCCCGCUGCUUGUCUCCCUCCUGCUCCCGACGUUGCUGCUGCUGCCGCCGCUGCCGUCGGUGAACGCUGACUGUUGGCUGAUCGAGGGGGAUAAAGGCUACGUUUGGCUGGCUAUCUGCAGCCAAAACCAGCCUCCGUACGAGACCAUCCCUCAGCACAUCAACAGCACAGUCCAUGAUCUGAGGCUGAAUGAGAACAAAAUCAAGGCUGUGCUGCUCAAUUCCAUGUAUCGCUUCACAAACCUGACGGACCUUAACCUCACCAAGAAUGAGAUCAGCUACAUUGAGGACGGAGCCUUUUCCGGACAAGCCAACCUCCAGGUUCUCCAGCUGGGUUACAACAAGCUGACCAACCUGACCGAAGGCAUAUUGCGAGGACUGGGUCAGCUGCAGUGCCUCUUUCUUCAACACAAUCUGAUAGAGAUCAUUUCCUACAAUGCCUUCUGGGAGAACCCCAAUCUCAGCAGCUUGGACUUGUCAUCGAACAAGUUAGCCCGUCUCGACCCGGCAACAUUCAAGUCUCUCAACAGACUGAUGGUUUGUGAGUUAGCUGGGAACCCUUUCCAUUGUGUCUGCGACCUCUUCAACUUCCUCACGUGGCUGGAGGAGUUUAACAACGUCACGCACACCUACGAUCGCCUCCAGUGUGAAACUCCACGGGAGCUGAACAGCUACCCACUUUUGAGCCCGAUGCCUGGACACGGGCGAAACGCCAGAGUCAUUCUUUCAUCGAGGUGUCAAGAUGGUAUGAUAAUUCCUGGCAUAUCGUCCCCAGGUUCUGAUCUUGAUGGUUCAGGGAUGGGUUACGACAACCCAGACCAAAGUCUUUUCUACCACACCACCAUGUCGUCGACUGCCAAUCCAACGUAUAAUCAUCAGAUUUCCAUGAAGAUUCAAACCAUCUCAGUGAACGCAGUUUCUCUGCUGGUGCAUAUCCCUCAACCGUACAGUAAAAUGUACGUCCUGGCCCAGUAUAACCACACGGUUCUCAUGGCUGAAAUGCCGCUGAAGAAAAACAAAGAGUUUGUCACUGUUGACAAACUUAAGCCGCACACAAAUUACACUUUCUGCGUGGCUUCAAAAAGCAGGCCGCACCACUACAACCACACGUGUAUGUCGUUCACCACUCGUGCGGCCGGACCUGAGGAUCACCGGAGCAAUCCGUCCACUAUGACUCACUACAUCAUGACCAUUCUUGGGUGCCUUUUCGGCAUGGUCAUUGUGCUGGGAUUUGUGUACUACUGUCUCAGAAGACGGCGCAUCCAGGAAGAGAAGGAGAAGGCCAUCAGCGUGAAGAAAACAAUUCUGGAAAUGAGGUAUGGACCAGAGGCAGCUGCAGCUGUGGCGAAUGACCCGAGUGCCAUGCAGCGUCUACAAGAGCAGUCCCAUCACCCACAUCACCACGGCGGAUCUGGUGGCAAGCUUUCCCAGUCCGCCUCCUCCAGUACCGGCAUGCUUCAUGGUUCUACUAACACUACUUCCUCCCGCCUCUCGACCUUGCCACAAGUGGAAAAAAUGGCGUCUGCAUUUGGUGAAGCGGUGACGGGGAAAGGGAAUUACCUGGAUGUAAGGACUGCUGGUGUGGCGGGAGAAGUCAGGGAGGGUGGAAUGCCGGCAGGAGGGGCCAGUAUUGGAGGGGAAGUGGUCAUGGAUUUGAGAAACGGGCUUGAAAAUGGAACGGAGGCAGGGGAGGACUCCGAUGACGACGGCCGGGGUUCAGCAUCCGAGAUAUCCACCAUUGCAAAGGAAGUGGACAAGGUGAAUCAGAUCAUUAACAACUGUAUCGAUGCCCUUAAACUGGAUGCCUCUGCGAAUGCCACCGCAGCUGAGGGGGCCAGCUCUGCUCAGCCACAGGCUUGCAUGACAUCCCUACCCCGAAAUUUACUGCCUCUUUCUCCAGGAAUCUCCGGAGAUCAGGUUAUGGCCUCUUCACCAAAGGUUCACCCCAAGUCUCAUCCCCAGCCCCAAAGUCAGCCACACCCUCAGAUUCAUCCUCAACUACAUCAUCAGCCCCAUCCUCCUUCGAUGGCCCCAGUGCCCUUGGUGAUGCCCUUGUCUGAGCGGCCAGGCAUCAGUGGCGGGGGGUUCCUUUCCCCUCCGUACCGUGACCCACCGCCAGCUAAUGCAGUGCGAGGCCCUCAAAGGCAAUUGAGUGCGGACAGCGCUGUCUCGAAAAAUCGCAGUGGAGCCAAUUCUGCUGGAUCUGUCAAAAACCCGAGGGUUUAUAAUAUGGAUGUGCAUGAAAAACGAGGGGAUCCUCCAAAGUACCCGACAGAAAAGAGCAGUCCCGUGGGAUGUGACAGCGGUGGGGGAACUGGAGUAGGAAGUGGAGUUGCAGGCUGCAACGUCAAUGGCAUGAGCAAUGUAAAUGGCAGCGGCGUGAGUGUGAACGGCAGUGGCAUCAGCUGUAACGCUGGGAGUGGAGGUGGGGUGGUUGGCCCCAAUAACCAGCAGAACCACCACUUGGAGGUUCAGCCGGAUUACCACAGCUCGGAACACCGCCACUCAUUUCCCGCGCUGUACUACGAGGAUGGCAGUGACUCGCCCUUACCAACCCAAAAGGCCUCAUUCCUUAAGCCCCUGGGGCGCAGCAAGAGGGACACCACAGCUGCUUACUCCCAGCUCUCACCCUCCCGUCACCAUAGUUACAAUUCUGGAUACUCCUCCAGUCCAGAAUACUCUUCGGAAAGUACGCUGCGGAUCUGGGAGCGAUUUCGACCUUACAAGAAAAACCCAAGGGAGGAGGCGUCUUAUAUAGCGGCAGGCCACGCCCUACGCAAGAAAGUGCAAUUCGCCAAGGAUGAAGACCUUCAUGAUAUUUUGGACUACUGGAAGGGAGUUUCUGCCCAGCAGAAGCUGUAAGCAAAGGACGUCUACCGCACUGGAUGCCAACAGCAGACAAAGAGGGCAUACCUGUUGAUGUAGCACCGUUUUUUCAUCGAGUACUGGUCACUCCCAUGAUGCAUCAGACGGAUUUACCUGUUUCUUUCCAGUUCAAUUGACAGAUAAACUGUAGAUUUUUCAGGCAGCGUCCUACAAUUUGAAUGUUGGCGGCUCUCAAAUCAGUUGGCCUCCUCAUACCUGGCACUUCAGUGCUUUCAAGCCUCUGCACUUUUCUUUUCCUGAAUCUCCACUGAUCAGCAUGACAUCCACAAGUGACAAGCAAAUGUCUUCUACCUCAUUACUUGCCUGGAGUAGACAAACUAUCGCACCGUUCGCAGGCCUGGUCAUCAUUUGGAAACCCACCUCCAUUCUGCACAACACUAUUAAGUUGCCAUUCAGAAAAACAAUCUUUCCGCCUGCACCUGCUUUAGAAUGGGGGCAUCAUUUCUGGAGAUAAUGAGGGAGCAGGAUGAGAAUUGUUUCGGGAUGGUCUGAGUCUCCCACUCUGAAUGAACAUUAACUGAUACUUAUCAGGGUAAUUUAUGUUUCCUGGCAAUUAGCCUGAGGAAGGGGGAGUCGGGAGGCUUUGUGUUCAGCGUGCUUAUCGAUUGGAAGCACCUAACAACAUAUGUUCUGCGGUGUGUGGGCAUGGACACGCGGUUGAAAGUGCGGCGUGAGCGAGCGCGUGGGUGGACGACGGGUUUGAUGACUCCCAGCUCCCGGUGUGCUGGAUAAGCGGAAGGCUUAGGUGGAAUUCUUUGCAUAUUGAUAACAGCUUUACAGUCUACCACGAUGAAGCAAACGCAAAACCUCAGCACUUCGGUCAAUUUAUCAUUUAUUAGGGAAAGGAAAAGGGGGGUUCCUUUGAUAAGAGAAGCCAAGAAGAAAAAAAAAACAUUGUUACAGUCAGAAAGAAAAUACUUCCCGAGAGGUGAUUCAGGUCGGCGAGGCGGAUGUUAGAUUGCUUCUGAUGUAAGAUUAGACAUGUGCUGCAACUGCAACUUGUUUUGAACGCGCUUGCACGCUUCGGAUGAAAGGUAGCACAGUGCUGGAGGUGUAUCACUUCCAGAUAGGAGCAGCCUUUGGAAGUGUAUCAGACGCUUGUUGUGCAAGACAAACUACAUGGUUAGUGGAGGUAAGACCUGAAGAGGAAACUGCACAGGACUCAUCUUAUGCCUGUAGUAACUGCUUUUUAUUUGAAUACAGUGACAGUUGCUGUUAGUUAAGAGCCAGGAUAAUUCGGAAAAAAAUACCAGUUCACACACCCUCUACUUCCAGAGCCACAAGGCAGAAUUGAUCAUGAUGCUUGAUCCUGUUUUCAUCCAGAUGUGUUGCUUAGUCGUCAGGCCUAGAUAUAUGAAAUGUCCAAUGUAGUGACUCAACUCCCGAGUCAUGAAAGACAGCAAAAGAAAACAACUCAGCCACAGAUGGGAACCUUUUUAUGCUUGUAAUUCAUGUCCUUUCUUGAGAUUAGCAAACCCAAAAAAUGCCCAGUCUUCAAGGAGCAUUGUUGUCACUCAAACUUUGUUAGAGUUGCCAGGACAACCGCGACAAGUGGCCUGGCUGUCCAGUUGGGUCCAGUCUGACACAGAACCCUGCUGCAUGUUAAUGCAUUGGGCUUUCAAUUGACGUAUUUGUACGCGCUCCACUACAUCCUAACCUCCUUCUGAGCGCCACGUGGGACAGGAAACUUUGCGCCGUUGAAACACCCAUGCGUCGACAUGCAGCACAGGCCAACUUCUGCGUACAAAAGUCCACCUUUGUUACAUCUAGCAGGGAUUAGUGACCGGCAGGUGAGGCUUCAUGAAACAGUGUCUCUGCUGUAAAAUCUUGGGAUUUGAACCACCAUUUCAUUUAAAACUUCACAUCCAUCUUUACCCAAGAUCUUGUGCGCUCUGGAAAUAAGGAUACUGUUUCAUGAAGCUUCAUGAGCCCAUCACUAGUGGAGAUAGCAGGGAUGCACCCUGGACUGAUACCUGAACCUCCACAACAGACUUGUGGCAAUGUGAAACAGUUCUCCUGCAUCAUCUUCUCUCAAACUCCGGACCUUUUGGUCGUUCUUGUUCUCCUCAAACUUCCCAGCUAAAAUGGAGAACGAUGAAGGUACAUUAAACCAUGAACUUGGUUUCUUUGCUCUUUUAAGGAAGAUGGUUUUCAAUAUGAUUAUCAGGCGUGCAGUAGUCCGUGUAGUAUCACGUGUGAGCCAGAUAUGAAUCUUUUUAAAAUCUAAAACUGCUUUCAAACCACUUGUUUUAGAUUAGAUUGGAACCAUUUACGGAGAAAUUUUCUUUAACUUUGAGUUUAGCUCUGCCUUCAAAGCACCAUAGGAUGGGAAGCACAAACCCUUAUUACACGAGUGAAUGACAUCAAUUGCUUCAGUUCCUUCCUGUAAGCCAAGAUCUUCAAGGUUCAGCGCCUGAGAUGAGGUAAAAUCACUUGCAAAACUUGCGUUGACUGAAGUCGUAGUGUCAUGUCAUAGUGUGUUCUCAACUUGUUAUCCUCAUUCCUUCAACGGAACACAGCCUGCGUUGCGCUCACUUUCAGUUGAGCUCCUGCUUCCUCCUUUGCCUCUUAGUUUCUCGAAGACAAUCAGAAUUUGAAGACCAACAAUCAUCACCAUCUUCAUCACAACCAGGCCAACUUGUGAUUCACCAAAUGUCUUCUCCUGGAGUGUAAAUGGUUAUUUUGAUGAUGACGUAUUGGAACAUAAGAACAUUGCGACAGGGUGGAACGGCGUCAGCCGUGGAGCCGAACUGGACUGUGUCAACGCCGUCUGCUGUUGAGACUGAAUUUUAUACUCUCUUGUGGGACUCAAGGAGGACUGACUCGCGGUGGAACUCAAGAGGACUUCAGAGAAACAGGACGUCCUUUGAGAAAGAAAAAACACAACAAAACUGGAGUAGAUUCUACCGGUGGUCAACUGUGACAAACACACGACAAGAACACACACAACUCAAAUGUAGAGAAUCAAUGAAUAUAAUGUAUGUGUUUGAAUAGAGUAGAGUUAAACUAUAUGAACUUGAAAUGUGAGACUACACACAGCUUAUACUCUUCUCACACAAGCAUACACACACUUGCCAACAACACAGACUUGAUAUUUGUAUUCACGUUUACAGACAAAACUGGUCUUAAAGUGCCAAAACAGUCGUUUUUACGUGGCGGUGGAGGAGAGGAACCAAACAUGAGUGGAAAUGAACUGGACAGAAAGUGGCUUUUUCUUGUUGUGUACGCGUUUCUGUGUGUUCUGUUUGGAAUCAAUGUUAUACUUGUCACGAGCUCAAAUGUUGCACCUGCUGGCCACACACUUGCAGUGCCAUUCUUCUGUUUGAGGUUCACAUGUCCCUCUGAUCUGUCUUUCCUGAAUUAACAGACUUAGAAUAUGCUUUAACUUUAUCUCACCUUGCAUGUCAAACAGUGGUUUUUAUGGCGAAGAUGGUGUCAGUCCUUCAAGUUCCGUGUCGGAUAAGCGCUGCGUUUCAGUCCCUGAAACUUUCAAAACUUGGUCCCAGAGUGGUUCGAUUUGAAAACAGGGUUUUUCAUGUUAACACAGUGUUGUGUGUUCUAAUCUCAACUGUCAGUUGUCAUGACUUUUGUAUGUGUUGGCAAACAGUUGAGGCAGUUGAACUCCUCUUUUCAUAAAUCACAAUCUAACAAAAUAUUUAUAUAAUUACACCUACAUUCAUUUAAAAUCAAAAUAAGUAUAACAAGAAAGUCAAGAGCGUCACUUUGUUUUUUUGGAGUUGAGGGAGACAAUGUUUAUAAUGACUGUUGAAGCAUCUGCGACACAGACUUAUUACAUUUGAAGUGAAAUCUUAUCUAAAUCCUUUAGUGACACUUUCUGACCGCUCGAGGCCACCGUCGAUCCGAGUACUUGCGCUAUCUGCUUGAACAGCUUCGGUUUAUCCUGAACCGACUGUGUUUAUGGGUCACUUUUUUUCAAGGUGGCAUGUGAAAGGAGGAGCAAAGAACAAUUUCUUCUUCUUCUUGUACGUUGCAUUCAAUAGUAAUGAAUGAAUCACGACUCAUCACAGUUGAAUAUUUGAUCCCAGAAUGAUGAAACUGAAGAGGAAGUUGUACGCACAAACACCAGGGAGGAAGCGCUUCAGCGAUGAGCGCAAUCUUUGCGGUAAUAACUCCGAGGGAUGCGGUUGUUGCUUUGAUGCCUCGGGUUCACAGGAAAAGCACCUUCGUCGUAAUGUAGUCCCAGGCUUCUUCGUGCUUUGUGUGCGCACGUGUGUCGAAGCCUGUUCCUGUAUGUCGUCUCCUUUAACUGAGCUGCCGCGCUUCAGUGUGCUUGAGUGAGUUCUCUGCUUGAGAAUGGCAGUUUAAUGAUUCAGCUGUGUGGCGCGCGCGCAGGAUUUUGUUUUCCCGCCAGUCGAGAGGGAAAUGGCUGUCACCGGAGAGAUGGCUGAGACUAUCUGAAACAUUUUUAAUUAAUCUGCCUUCUCAGUCUGCGCCGCCUUUCAUUGAGGCCCAGCGCGUUCUCCCUCUCGCGCUCCCUCACUCUGAGACUCCGUUUCUUGAACGCCAGUCAAAAGCACGUCACGAUGACAUGAUCAAAAUGCACAGCAUCAUUAGACACACACACACGUGUGUUACUGCUAUCAGCUCAGCGUCGCACAAGGCUUCCCUGAGAAGGCUGGGACGGAGGAGCGCUAAGUCACAAGCUGGUUUUUGUGAGGUUUACACAGCCACGACCAUGUUAGCGGACCUUCCUCCUGCAAGGGCAACCAGUAAGUCCAACUACAAAGACGCACGUUUUUGGGUGAUAAGACUUGUCAUUUAUCCAUCCUAACUCAAAAAUAAAUAAAAAUAAAUUGUUUCCUACUGUUGAAAUCGCACCCGACCCAACUGUGCCUGCUAGUUGGCAGAGUUGCCAGCGAUCACACGGUUCUGUGAGGGAGGGAUACGUUUCAGUUAUGGUUCAUCAGACACAUCAUUUUGGCGACCCUGACUGAAGCUAAUGGCUAACUGAGGUAGCAUAUAUGCUGUACAAUGAUACCAAAUUCAUUAUGAAACUAUGUUACCGUCCUCAGUCCACAUCCGAACCCCAACCAUAGACUCAUGAAAGGGACGGUUACAGCGUUUUGAACAAGGGGGCGCUCAAAGAAUAAGCUAUAGAAAAGGUAAACCGACUGACUGCACAGUGUAUACAUCAUUCAUUUUCUACAGCAGCUUGUUUUUCAAGUCUGACCCGUAUUUUUUGAAGCCUUUUAUUUCAGUUUUUCUCGGCGAGAGACAUUGUCGUGACUGCUCGUAACGCUAGUGACUAUGUCUAUAUUAGCGUUUCAUUUUUCGUUUGUGUCACCUGCUUUCUGCUUUGUUUUCCACUCUGUUCACCUCUUUUUUUUCUCCUCCUUCAUGUUUGUUCCAGUGUAUGUCUCCUGCCAGGACGUGGCAUAACUGUAGGCGGCAGGGUAAUGAGAAGCUGAAGCCCUCCUUAACCAACCACCAUCCCAAAAAUAACAACAACAGCAACCCGUCUCUGCUGCUCUGAAGCAAUCCAUGACGGUCGUAGUGUUGACAUGAGAAGUUCUGUGGCAUACGGUGGCGUCUGCUGCCUGCCGUUCCUCUGCCUUGCUCCGUUUAUUUGCAAAGGUGGAGCUUUAUCAAGACCUCAGUUCCGCCUGGUGUUUCCAUAGGUGAAUUCUCUGUUUGAGUAUACGCAAAGGGAUGUUUCUAGAUUCUAUAUUUCUUUGUAAACAGAGUCUUAUAAAGCAGGAGGUUAAAGAAACUAGAUACAACAGGAAGCAGGAACAGAAAAUAAAAGCAUGCAGGAAACAGCUGUUGUAGAGGAUAUUACUGUGUAGAUAAUGGAUUGUGUAGGUGAAAUGGAAAUCACUUAGGUUAAAAUAUUAUUAUCCUUAUUAUUACAGUUUAUGCCUGUAGGUUAAAGGGACAGGUGUGACAGGAAAUGCCAAGUGAUGAAGAAAAGAAAAGCAUUUUAGAGCAUUUUAAAUGAGACACAAUAUAGGAAUUUUACACUUAAUGGUUUGCAUCCAAAAAUAGGCUGAAAUAUUUGCAAUAAACAUGAUGAGACAACUGCAAGAACUGCAUUUAAAAUGGCAAAUUAUGAAUCUUAUAAAUAGGAGUUUGUCAAGGAUCCUAAAGUCCCCUCUGAGGAGCCAUUAGCUCCGCUUCCGCCCACGUGGCCGGAUCUCCGGAAAGUGGCUUAGUUUCUAUUAGCCCCAGCAGGUUCCGUUUUUUUUCCUUGAACAUCGCUUAGCUGAAAACUGGCUUGGUAAUUGCAAAAUUUAGUUCAUAAUCAUAAAAGAUGGUGGCUCCCUGGAGUUGAGUCCAAGUGAGUGGGGCUGCUGGAGGGGGUGGUGACGGGACACUUCGGUUGUGCCUCAAUAUUGGUGAGAGGAGCUGAUUUACCAAGGGACAGAAUGUGUUUAGAGAGAAAAGAGGAGCUGAUUUAGAACACAGGAUGGUGGGCUGGAAUGUCUUUUCAUUCUCAGAGGAACGUGGCAGUAGAAUGACAGAAGGUUUAAAGACUUGGUUUGAGCCGCUGGAGAAUUGACCUCAGACCUUCCAGCAGACCUGUGGGACUCACGGUGUCAUGAAACCCACCUGCCAGCACAUAAAGUAACAGGACUCCGUCGUUGAAACCUGUAGGAUUCAGCCGUUACCCCGGUCGUAGUGAGUUAAAGUUAAGGUACAUGUUUUGGCUUGAUUUACAUUUUCUAUUUCAUCCAAAGGUUGCGACGACCCUGUCAGGCGCUGAACCUCUCCGACACUGUCCCUCACCACAUAUUGUCAGUCACCUUCUGUCGUACGGGUCAGUCUGGUGGACCGCUGCCUGUGGUGUCACCACUGUAGGAGGGGAAACAUUUGACUCAAAGUUAAGGUACAUGUUUUGGCUUGAUUUACAUUUUCUAUUUCAUCCAAAGGUUGCGACGACCCUGUCAGGCGCUGAACCUCUCCGACACUGUCCCUCACCACAUAUUGUCAGUCACCUUCUGUCACGCACUUAUUUAUAUCUAAAUUCUAUGGAAACAAAAAGCUGGGAACAAGACACUUUGGUGACUUUAGCUGAAGGUUCAUCUUCCCUCUCCCUCGUGUCCAUCUUGUUUCCCUGUGUUGCUGCUGAAAUGAUAGUGUUCCAGCAGGUUUAUCAGUGUGCGGCAGUUCAGCAGCGCUAACAACAAAAUGGACUGGUAGAGUUUGGCUGUGACUGAAAACACAGUGCCUGUCAUUACUUGUGAUUAGGACUCAUCUAUUCAGCGCAGGCUCUGUGUGUUUGAGGCUUCCGUGCUGUGACUCUACAUAAUGUUGAUGCCCUGUUUGUGCUGACAUGCUCGGCAUUGUUUGAACAGCCAACGUAUUGGUGUCUCCUGUUCAAUACACUGUGAGACUCGCACAGUGGGGUGGUCUCCGCUGACCGAUCCAUUCGUCUGGUCCAGAAAUGCACAGGAUAGAUUCAACAGAAAAUCUAACACUGUAUGAACGAUUGGAAGCACUCGCCAGCCGGUUGUAGCUUUUCUAAUUGGAGGACAUGAAAUAUAAUAUCAAAAAGUGUUUUUAUAGGUGGCUGUAUUUGUGUAUUUAUGGGUUCAGUGAGUUUAGCAAGGUUAGAACCACUGCAGAUUCUCGACCAGUUUGGAUUCCUGCUGUAGAAAGGAUGCAGUGAAAUUCAGGGCCGAACAGGGCCGCUCUCUGGGAACAGACAAGUGUUUUCAUGUUGGUACUCAACAGUUACGCAGUGAGGGAUGGGUGUGUCUCGGAGGGAUGAGGAUCUAAAGUGGAGGACCCUGCUGGGAAGUGCAGAAAGUAAGAAGAGGUAUGGAUCAGUCGCUUUGAAAUCAUUCCCAACUUAUGCAAUCCCUCUGGAACAGACCCUCGGUUCGGAUUGUUGUCUUUGUGAGCCCGUUCUUCAGGUCCAGACCUGUCACUGUCACUGCAAUGGUCGAGGGGUCAUGAAGCCAUCAUGUUCUCACUCAACAAAUUGAUGGUUGAUGGUGAUGGUGAUAUCAGUAAGCUGGGUUUCAAUGCUUGUAAUGUUGCUUGGUAUAUGUAGCACCUUAUGCAACCAUGACUUUGACUCGCGUUGCUGCUCAGUGACAUCAAGUUGUGUGGUAAGAUUGUACGGGUCAGUCCGGUGGACCGCUGCCUGUGGUGUCACCACUGUAGGAGGGGAAACAUUUGACUCAUUUGAAAGUCACCUGAGAUGAAAGUUCCCUUUAAUAUGUUUCGUCUUAGCAGUGCAAACAGGCUGGUGAAACAGCCAGGAUGUUGGUCAGACCUUGCACUACUGAGACCGUGGUUCUCAGGUGGAGCAUUUGCACUGGGUGAUCUUCUCUAGUGAGGGAUCUACCUGCAGUGUUUUUCGUCAUGAGGACCACUGGGGUUCCUCCAGGACAGACCGAGUUGGGGUGGGUGGCUUGUUCUGUAUCCUCUAGGAAGACUUCCCACUGGGAUGUUUCCGACAUUCUCACCGGAAGGAUGACCCCAGGCAGCUGUCUUCUUGUUUGCCCUGAAGAGUCCUCAGUAUUCUUUAGGUUUCCUCUAAAGAAUCCAGCACAGCUUCUUGAGAGUGAAACAGGGCAAGGCUGCCGUCUCUGCAUUAACCAGGUGUUUGGUAUUCCCGACCACACGCACACGCGCCUCUCCUGUGCCGGAACAUUUGCAGCUCUAUUACAACAGCCCGUUCCUCCGCCUUUGCUUUUAAGCAAACACAAAUCAAGGUCGCACGCUGAGCCAAAAAUAUGCUGCUGAUAUCUUUUUAUCUCCCCUGACAAUGAUGAAAGUCACGGUUUCAUAUGAAUAUAUGUGACAAAGCAGCUUUCUGUGUGGGGGGGGGAAACAAUCCCACUAAUACAUUAGCAAAUUAAGGAUUGGAGCACGCGCUGACGUCAAGUCCUCAGAAGUCAGAAUGGUUUCCUCAGUUUCUGGAAAUGAGAAGCUUAUCACUUAUGCCGUUCAUAUUCUUGCAAAAAAAAUCCACAAUAAAUGAUUUAAUGUGGAUUAAUGCUGGGAAAGAUUGUUGACAGUCUUUUAAGUUUAUAACAAAAUAUCGUGCUUAAGUUGUUCAUGGAGUUAAAGAGUCAAACGGUAAACUAUUGUUAUCUGCCCUUCAGGAGAAGCCGAGGUAGCUCGAGUCCAAACACACAUUACAGACUCCCUCCAGGAGAUGGCGAUGUUACAGUCGCAGCUACUGAAGCAAGGCCAACCAGUCCCACUUCUGCAAGGCGCUGCCACUUUGUCCAAUCACGCGACUUUCCCGACAACUCCACCUGUCAUGUUAGUCUCCUUUCGUCCACCCCUCUACGUAGCAUGGGCAUCAUCAUAUUUCCUCCCUCCGUGGUGAGAUGAAGUUCCCGCAAAUGUGGCUGCCAAAUGAUUCAGACUUGAACGAUUGUGAAUCCAUUCAUAAAUGUCCAGAUUCCCAUGAUAGAAAUGUAGAACUCACUGUUGCAGCGUCACCCAAACAUUAUAUGGGACGGACGUAAACAAACAUGGCUGACCACCAGACCCAUCUCCCUCCUGGCUGUUUCUGACCCUCUGACAUCCCGACCGUGAGGAACGUAUCUGCAGCUACUGUUUCAACUGACUUUACUGAGCCGCUGAACACCUCCGCUCACAAACACACAUGAAUCACUGUUCUUCUAGUCACUAUUGAUCGGUGAAGAUGAAUCUGUAUUGACCUCAUAAAAGAUGUUUAUGAACCACAGACCUUUUUUUUCAUUCAUUUUAUUCAUCAGUGAAUUUUAUUUACUUCCUGUAUGGAUGCCCCAAUAUUCAGACGAAACAUGACUGCGACAACGUGGUGGAUAUUGUGGAUAUUAUGAAAUGAACUGCAAAAAAAAGGAAGAAAAAUUCUAUGAGCUCACUGUCAUGUUGUGAGGUCAUCACCAAGCAGCAAAACACGUGUUUAUAGUGAAUCUCAUCGGUAUCACAAUAGAUAUUUUCACCUCAAGUGAGCCUCAGCUUUGCUUGUUUUUGCCUCAUAUUUGACAAACCGAAGAGUCAAAUCCACUCUAAAUGGCAUUGUUCCCUCCAGCGUGGACGGAAUGGUUAGAAUUCCCGGGAGUUUGCUGGCAGACCUCAAGUCUGCCGUUUCUCACGGUGCUGAAUAUCCUCUCAUAUCAAUGUGGACGGCCAACAAUAGUCCAUUAGACAUUUGCUGGACAAGACAAUGAACUCAUUUCCCUGCACUGAGCUCUGGCUUUUAAUCACAAAAUUGGAAAAAUAUCACCAAGCUACUUUUCUAAAGUCACAAUUAACUGCCUUCCACCUUCUUUCCUGCUUGCUCGACUUCCUUUCCACCACAAAAACGUUGAAUUAUACCAGGAAAUGACCUCGGUAUGAGGCAAAGUUUUCCUGAUGUAGAUCAGCUUUCUCUGAAUGAAUGGUUGAGACGUGCAGCUCGAGUCUUCUUCUGAAUCGACAGUGGAUCAUUUGGUUUAAAAAGAUCGCCGCCUGAAGGAAGCAGGUGACGCAGCAGCUUGUAGCGUUCGAUUCGUUCGAUUCAUAUGAAUAUAUGCGAUAAAGCAUCUGUCUGUGGGGGGAACAAGCCCACAAACACAUGAGCAAAUGGAUGAUGACGUCACGUCCUCAGAAGUCAGUUUCCUCAGUUUGACUUGAAAACGUUUGUGAUGUGAGCUACUUCCAUCUGACUCACGACAACAGUUAGGUAUUUAUUUUCAGAGAAUGUGGAUGUGGAUUUUUCCACAGAUUGAGCUACAUAUCGAUUCACACAUUAUAGUCUUUUCUUUUUUCUUCCUUUCCUGCUUCAAAGAUAAAUUUAAUGGUUUGAUUCUGAACCUCUCAUAUCCAAUAUUUUUCCUUUCCGUCUACAAAUAAAGUGUGUGAUAAACUCUGAUUUGAGAAAUACCAGACCACACUGGAUCACUGAAAACAGUGUAGUACACAUGCCCGGCCUGUAGGUGGUGCUGCAACACUCGGCAGAAAGACCGUGAGUUAAUAUUUCCAACUGGUGUUACAUCACUAGUCGGUAGUUGUUUGUGUGUUUUGAAGACUUUUAGUUAUCCAGACAAAACCUGUGUUUUCAAAUCUAUCCACUCUGGUAUCGCCGCGUUGGGUGGGUAAAUGUUUUGCUAGGAGAGUUGUCUUCACCCAGCUGACCUGAAUCCGAUCUACACCUCUUGCGUUUGGGUAUUUUGAGCUCAGACAUCAAGUCUUCGGGCCCCUGUUGCUGAUGUGUUUCAUAAGAUUCCAGAAUUCAUUUUUACUUUUCCAAAAUGUAUCAUUGCGUCCCUCAACAACAUGUGAAGUUCAAACACUGUUUACCGAUGAAAUGAAGACUACUGAACACCCACGUGAACUGCAAACUCACACUGGGUCCGUGACUGGACGUGAACUCCAGAACCCGAUCUCAUUCAGAUCAGAGGCGCAUGCGACUCUCGCGACCUGCAUGAAGACGAGUCCAUCUCAACAUCGUCGGCGUCUUCUGUGUGGACUGCUGUCCUGACUCAUCGUCGGCAGCCGUAGCUCUUUUCUAUCCAGCCUACUUUUUAUCGUUCAUUUCAACGUCGUCCGGUUGGUUUGACCCGCGACGCGUGUGACUUCACAGCCGUUUGGUUGCCUAUGACGACGGUGUUGUGUGUGCGGAGGAACGUCAACACCAUGAAAAUCUGUGAAUUUUGUACAAACUAUAGGAACAAAUGACUGUUUUUCUACAAAGCUUGUUAUCUAUAUAUGUUUCUUUGCGUCAGGCGA